This is a messenger RNA of Neohortaea acidophila, 1478 nucleotides long. RefSeq names its product PLC-like phosphodiesterase. Gene Ontology annotation, molecular function: phosphoric diester hydrolase activity. The record is from RefSeq and is a predicted model, not a curated record. Gene Ontology annotation, biological process: lipid metabolic process. The transcript is spliced from 4 exons. The coding region runs from base 1 to 990 and encodes 329 amino acids. Lineage: Eukaryota; Fungi; Ascomycota; Dothideomycetes; Mycosphaerellales; Teratosphaeriaceae.
AUGUCUUGGAAAGCAUACCUCGCGCUCUGCGCUUUCUCACUCGUUCUUCGCCCUGCUCACGCAUACGGCAUUGCACGAUCAUCGACGCCUUGUAACAACAGUCCCAGCCUCUGCAGCAGAUCAUACGAUAAUGUCACCUAUCUUGGAGCCCACGACAGUCCCUUUGUUCGUGACGCUUCUACAUCUUACUCAGCCAGUGGCAAUCAAUACUACAACAGUACCGUACAGCUCUCGGCUGGUGUACGGCUCCUGACCGCGCAAGUCCAGCUUCAGGGCAGCGCAUUGCACGUUUGCCAUUCGAGCUGUGAUCUCCUCGAUGCCGGCCCUCUGAGCACUUGGCUCGCAGAAGUGCGAUCAUGGAUGGAGUCGAACACGAAUGAGGUCGUCACAAUACUGUUGGUGAAUGGUGCGUCGGCCUCUGUGCAGGAGCUUGCGCAGCAAUAUGAGGCAGCCGGAAUCACCACCUCCUUGGCCUAUACGCCUACCGGAUCGGAUGCUCAGAGUCAGGAGUGGCCUACACUGCAGUCCAUGAUCGACAGUGGCAAGCGGCUCGUGAAUUUCGUCGACUACAUUGGCGACAACUCCGACGCCCCGUACAUCAUGCCGGAGUUCUCGUACAUUUUCGAGAAUCCAUACGACGUCACUUCGGCCAGUGGUUUCGUGUGCGGAAUCAACAGGCCGCCGAGCGAGAACGGUAGCACGCCCACGCAGGUCAUCGCCCAGGGAGUCAUGCCGCUUAUGAACCAUUUCCUGUAUCAGGACAUUGGUCUAGGGAUCCAGUCACCGGACGUGGACGCUAUCGACACCACCAAUGCCCCGGACGGAGGCGUCGGUAGCUUGGGCUACUCGGCAAGCCAGUGUUCGGAGCAGUACGGCCGUGCGCCGUCGUUCCUGCUGGUGGACUUCUUUAACGUCGGUCCCACCAUCGAUGUUGCCGAUCGUCUCAACGGUGUCUCCAGCCCCGUGGGACGUACAAGUGCUCCAGCGUAAGUGAAGCCGGUUCCUCGAGUCGCGCUGCCUGUGCUGACAGUCUUUCGUGUGUCUCGUUCAGAACAUCCAGCUCCAGUCCCGGCGGUGGCAGUCGCAGCACCAGCACUAGUGCAGGUAUACGGAGGAAUUGGAAUUGGACGAUGUGGAUUGUGGGCCUAGCGACGUCGCUCGUGGUUACGGCGCGGUGAAACGAGCAGACCAAGGAGUGGUGAGUUUCGGAACGUGCAUCUCCAGCGUAGCAUGUACUGCAUUGUAACAUAGGUAGCCGGGCGAUGGAGGUUGUUUUCGUCGGGCUAGAAGAGGGGAAGGAUGCAUGCAUGAAAUGUGUCUUGCCGCUGCUGUGGAAAGAAAUACAACAACUGUCAAACCAUCCGGAGAAGUUCGCUCAUGCGCGGAACACCUGAAGUUGAGUGAUGCAGCAUGCAGACAGGCAAGCGCCACGCGAGCCGGCAUGUCAUGGGAGACUUGAUAGGGGUGAAGGGGAAAGC